CUCUGAGGAAGAGAAAUCUCGUUGCCAGGAAGUUAUCUGUAAAUUGCAAAGCAUUCUGGAUUCAGAAAGAGAAAAGAGUGCCUUUGUCAGUGAACAAAGGCUUUUAGGAGAAUGAACAACUGCAAAAAGAAAUGGAGGGCUUGAGAAAACUGGCUGUAGAGGCUCAACAAAAAGCUAAAAUAAAGAUAAGCACAAUGGAGCAUGAGCAUGCUGUGAAAGAACAUGGAUAUGAAGCUCGACUUAAGGAAAUGGAAGACACCCGUCAGAAGUCUACUGCUGAACUUAGACGUCUGUUAGUAGCUCAGCAAAAAGCAACAAAUCGGUGGAAAGAAGAAACAAAAAAUCUUACAGAAACUACAGAGGCCAGGAUCAGUAAGCUAAAAAGUGAGCUGAGUCAACAAAAACUUCGUAGCCAGGAGCUCGUAUCUCAGCUGGAAACAGCAAAUGAAAAGAUAACUGAGGAUGAAAAAUUAAUGAUGGAAUAUCGAGAAUACAUCAAUAGGCUUCAAAGGCGACUGAGCCAGGCAGAACAGAGGGCAGCUACAGCAUCUCAAAAGCUCAGCCUGAUAACUACACAGAAGAAAAGAGCUGCUUCCCUGAAGGAUCUGGAAAAUAUUUAAACACAUGUAUUGUUCAUUCACACCAUGUUGGAGUUAAGAAGAUUGCUGGAGAAACUUCAUAUUGGAGCGUUAAAGUCAAAUGCAUAGCAAGGCUUGUAAAACUUAGAUAAACAUGUUCUGUUUUAUUCAGGUAAGAAAGGGGGUGGGUGAAGAUACUGUAUCUGUAUG
Pelecanus crispus (Dalmatian pelican) is the source of this 788-nucleotide messenger RNA. The record is from RefSeq and is a predicted model, not a curated record. NCBI's taxonomy places the organism in Eukaryota, Metazoa, Chordata, Aves, Pelecaniformes, Pelecanidae.